AGGUCAUAAAUCAAACCCAUCGCCAUUUGUGUUGGUGAGACGAACACGAAGAUGAAGACGUUCACUUUGGUUUUAGUUUCUGCUUUGAUUUAUUCAGGCCUCCUCACGGUUCAUCUGGCCCAUGGAGAUUUGGUACAAGCCAUUGUUACACGGACCAACUCUUGCAUCAACUGUGGCAUGACCGCCGGAGAACUCAGCGUUAAGGUUUGUGGCAAUUUGGGUUGCUGCUUCUCGCCCGAAUUGGACAACGACAAUAUCAAUUUCUUACCGGGAUCUACCGACUCUUUCCGCGGACCUACAAUUUUGGGAGAAUGUGAUGAGUACCAGAUUGGAGACCGUAAUGGGGGUCCCAUUCGAGUGACUUUGAUUCAUUCCGGUACAGAUGGGCUUCAAUUGGAUAGUGUGGAUAUUGAGACCGACGAGAGAGUUGUAACCUGUUUGGUGAAUGGACAAGAGCUUGACGGUGACGACUGGUCUCAAUUCUAUUGUGAUUAAUAAACGUCACCAAAUACACCACUUACAUUCGAUUAUCUGUGAAAUUUAAUAUACAAAACACCAUGA
Molecule: messenger RNA, 561 nt
Organism: Tigriopus californicus
Lineage: Eukaryota; Metazoa; Arthropoda; Copepoda; Harpacticoida; Harpacticidae
Exons: 3
Coding region: 52-495 (147 amino acids)
Source: RefSeq, a predicted model, not a curated record